Molecule: messenger RNA, 1179 nt
Organism: Tetrapisispora phaffii CBS 4417
Lineage: Eukaryota; Fungi; Ascomycota; Saccharomycetes; Saccharomycetales; Saccharomycetaceae
Gene: POL32
Product: DNA polymerase delta subunit POL32
Exons: 1
Coding region: 1-1179 (392 amino acids)
Source: RefSeq, a predicted model, not a curated record
AUGUCAGAUACUCUAAAUACAAAGAUAAUUGAGUUCAUCAACGAGCGGUUGUUCACUGAUGUGCAAGCUGUUCAAUUUCAAGAUUUAAUGUCUGCAUUUGCGGUCAGUCAUUUACAAGCAAAGGGUUUUAUGUAUGAAUAUUAUAAACAAACGACUGGUAUGAAAUUCAAUUGUGUUAUACUUUGCGUGUUCAAAGAUGGAGAUAUGAAAAUAGUUAAUGAUAUUAGCUCCUUUGACAGUUUGAAUCAGGAUAUUGUUGAUUGUUUCAUAUAUGCGUUCAAUCCGAUGAAAGAAUAUAUUCCCAUGAGUUCAAUAAGCGAUCACUACAAAAGCUUAACAAUCAAGAAUAGCGUUGAAUAUAAGGGGAAGAUAGCGGAAGUGAACGUUGCGAGUAGCGUCCCUAAGAUAGUGAACAGAUCUCACACAGCUGACGUCAGUGAGAGCAAAGGAACCUCUACAAUGUCCCAGAGAUCAAAGACUAUCGCAGCUGAUGGCAAGAACGAAGCUAAAUCUGUGAAACUCAAUAGCUCGACGACAAAGAGUAAACCUGGAAGUUCUCUGAGAUCGACUGAAAUAUUGGCUAAAAUGAAGAGAGCCAGAGAAGAGAAAGAGGAAGAAAGACAAAACGAAUUGAAGAAAAGAAAAGACGAACAAAACAAGAAGAUGCAAAACGAUCCGAAGAGAAAGAAACAAUUAGAGAGUUUGAAAGGAAUAUUCGAUGAUGAAGACGAGGAUGAUGUUGAGUUAGCAUCAGAGGCCGCCGAUGCAAGUACACAAGAAACUCACCUCAAGACAGAAGAAGAAAAGAAAGUUCCUGCUAAGACAGAAAAAGAUUAUGAAAAUCUGGAAGACUUACUAGACACGACUGCUGAGGAGUCACUGCUAGGUAUAAAGAACCCUAGUUCGCCGAAAAAAGUUGAAGCACUAGAUGAGGAAGAGAAUAAAGAAGUACCAGAAGAAGUGUCUUCAUCCUUUGUAGACGAAGAAGGUUACAUAGUUACACAACGUCCCGCACCUAAGACCAAGACCCCAUCAAAAUCGAAACAAAAACCUAAAACUUUACCCUCAUCAGCAAACAAAGAUAAGAUUAAACAAGAGAGUGCAUUAAAAACAAGGACCACUGGCGUCAAGAAGCAAACCACAUUAGAAGGGUUCUUCAAAAAGUCAUCUAAAAAAUAA